Arabidopsis lyrata subsp. lyrata is the source of this 427-nucleotide messenger RNA. RefSeq lists its product as uncharacterized. The transcript has a single exon. The record is from RefSeq and is a predicted model, not a curated record. Lineage: Eukaryota; Viridiplantae; Streptophyta; Magnoliopsida; Brassicales; Brassicaceae. The annotation marks the transcript as partial.
UAUAUAUAUGUUUGAAUUGUGUGUUUUGAUAUAAGUAGUUCAACAACUUAAACUCAGCGAUUGUGUUUUGAAUAUGCAGGAUACAUAUGAGGAAGAGGAUGAUGCUGCUGGUAAUGCUGGUGAAGAGGAUGAGCAUCGUGAUGUUGGUACUGGUAAAUAUGGUAUAGAGGCUGAAGAGGAUGUUGGUAUAGAGGAGGAGGCUGCUGCUAAAGAUGGUAUAGAGGAGGAGGUUGCUGAAGCUAGUAAGGACGUUGCUGGUAUAACAGCUGAUGAUGAUUAUGAUAAUGAUGAUGAUGAAGAUGAUUCCCAACCACUUCCGCCAGAGAAGAUGUGCUUAGAUAGUUCAGAAUACACCAAAGGGUGUAAAAUAGGAACUAGGUGUAAAGUGACUGAGAUAGUGAACUUGAUAGAGAAAGAGUUUAAAGAC